Girardinichthys multiradiatus is the source of this 6886-nucleotide messenger RNA. It is a transcript of the gene col4a5, whose product is annotated as collagen, type IV, alpha 5 (Alport syndrome). Gene Ontology annotation, molecular function: extracellular matrix structural constituent. The record is from RefSeq and is a predicted model, not a curated record. NCBI's taxonomy places the organism in Eukaryota, Metazoa, Chordata, Actinopteri, Cyprinodontiformes, Goodeidae. Bases 205 to 5283 code for a protein of 1692 amino acids. Gene Ontology annotation, cellular component: basement membrane; collagen trimer. The transcript is spliced from 52 exons.
CACUGUGCAAGAGCCAGGAUCACUAGCCAGGAUCACUCUGUGAGCGCAACAACAACUACUGCAGCCACAGGAGUGCCUUUCUGCUCCUAAGUCGGGUUCCGUGAGCAAGUGUGCAGGAGUUGGCGCACAGAGACAUGACACGCAAAUAAAGAAACGAGUCCUUGAGUGGUAACGCAGGUGGAUCACUGUUUUGUUCUUCUGAAGAUGAAUAGAGACUUGAAGCGCCAGCGACAGCUCGGCUGGGCUGUGAUUUUGCUCGUACUGUGCGCCGCUUUAGAACUCUCCGACUCUGCGGCUUGCCAUGGAUGUGGAAGUUCCAAGUGUGAUUGCAGUGGAGUAAAAGGAGACAAGGGAGAGAGGGGUUUCCCUGGUCUUACCGGACAGCCAGGGGUCCCAGGGUUUCCUGGACCCGAGGGACCAAUCGGAUCCAGAGGAGAGAAGGGAAGUGAUGGACCUCAGGGACUAACUGGUCCAAAAGGAAUAAGAGGGCCAACUGGAUUACCUGGAUUUCCAGGAACGCCAGGACUUCCAGGUCUGCCAGGACAGGACGGUCCCCCUGGCCCAAGAGGAGUGCCGGGCUGUAAUGGGACAAAGGGGGAUCCUGGUUUUCCAGGAACUCCAGGAAUACCUGGACAACAAGGACGUCUAGGUCCACCUGGUCUCCCAGGACCAAAGGGAGACCCUGGUGAUGUGAUUUCCACUAACCGUUUUGGAGUAAAAGGAGAAGUUGGAUUGCCUGGAUUGCCGGGAGCUCCGGGGCUUUCUGGACCUACAGGUUUACAAGGCCCGAUCGGCCCUCCGGGACCCAGAGGCUAUCCGGGUACUGAUGGUCAACCAGGUCCUCCUGGACCUAAGGGUAACAUGGGUUUGAACUUCGAAGGACCUAAAGGAGAAAAGGGCGACCCAGGCUUGCAAGGACCUCCCGGUCCUCCAGGAACAGGACAGGGGGAGCAGAGCAGACCCCCACCAUCAGAGAUUCAGAGAGGGGACAAGGGUGACCCUGGACCUCCAGGCCCGCAAGGUGACCCUGGCUUUCCAGGUCCACCUGGUCCCUCUGGUGGACAGAAAGGAGAAAAAGGAGAACCAGGAGAAGCAGGCAAACGAGGAAAACCCGGCAAAGACGGAGACCCAGGUCCUCCCGGAUUUCUUGGAACCAAAGGAGUGUCUGGUUCUCCAGGUGUUCCAGGCAGGGAUGGAGAGAGAGGACUAAAAGGUGAUCGAGGAUUCCCGGGACCCCCAGGAUUGGUAAUUGGGUCCGCACCUAAUGGUGGUAUUGGUCCAAAAGGUGAACCUGGGCUUCCUGGAAAUUCUGGAACUAAAGGAGAACGAGGACCACAAGGUCUAAUGGGGCCUGCGGGAGCUCCAGGAAUUCCAGGCAUAGGUGGCAGCGGCCCUCCUGGAGCUCCAGGUUCCUUAGGAGCCAAAGGUCAAAAGGGAGACCCCGGCACUCCUUCGAUUGCUUUGCCCGGUCCCCCAGGACGUCCAGGACCCCCUGGGGUUUCUGGUCUACAAGGGCCCCCAGGACCUCCUGGAUAUUCCAUUCCAAUUGAAGACUGCCUACCUGGGCAGCCAGGAACUCCUGGGAUCCAGGGUGAGACAGGGUUCCCUGGAGAGCAGGGCCAGAAAGGUGAGAAGGGAGAGACGUGUGUGAACUGUAUCGAAAGAACAUAUCCUAUUCCCGGCCCUCCAGGGCCUCCAGGACCGCCGGGAUUUCAAGGCCCUACUGGCCAGCAAGGUAUCAAGGGAGACAAAGGUUUUCCAGGACAACAAGGCCUUGUUGGACCCCCUGGUAUCCCUGGUCCUCAAGGUGGUCCAGGCUUCCCUGGAGAGAAGGGAGAGCCAGGAGAAGCACUCACACUCACCGGUGUAAGAGGAGAGAAGGGUGACACUGGUUUCCCCGGACCACCCGGUCUCCCUGGUCUGGAUGGUCGACCCGGUCGUGACGGACAGCCUGGGACUCCUGGUCCCAAGGGAGCUCCUGGCUCGCUACUCGUGAAAGGAGAACGAGGUCCGCCUGGUGAGACAGGUCCCUCCGGCAUUCCGGGAGACAGAGGUCCCCCAGGUCCACCUGGCUUUGGAAUUCCAGGUCCAAAAGGAGAGAGAGGUUUUCAAGGCAUCUCGGGAAGACCUGGCGUUGCCGGGGCACCAGGUCUUAGAGGGGAGCCAGGUCCAACUAUCACAGAGAAAGGUCAGCCCGGACCCAGAGGACAGGAUGGCGAGCGAGGACAGCCUGGUCUACAAGGUUCCCCGGGUCAGCCUGGACAGCCUGGCUUCCCAGGUUUGGCUGGACCAAAGGGUGAUCCUGGACUACCAGGCAUUGGACUCCCAGGUCCUCCAGGAGCUAAAGGAUUCCCAGGUAUUCCAGGUCAGCCAGGAGCACCUGGAAAUGUAGGCAGACCAGGAAUAGAUGGACUUGCUGGGCAGUCAGGGUUUCCUGGACCAAAGGGCGAGCCAGGCUUUGGACUUCCUGGUCCUCCUGGUCAACCUGGACUAGCAGGACCUAAGGGUUUCACUGGACCAAAAGGAGAUUCUGGUUUCCCUGGCAGCCCAGGCGGACCAGGGCGACCUGGAUUUGAUGGACUGCCAGGACCUAAAGGGGAUCCUGGCACACCUGGUCUACCCGGAGCUCCUGGGCUCCCUGGAAGCUCCACAAGUGGAACACAGGGUCGUCCAGGCCCUCCUGGACCUCCAGGCCCAAUGGGACCACCAGGCGAGAAAGGAUACCAAGGAGCAAACGGCGCAAAAGGAGACCCAGGUCCACCAGGCUUAGACAUCCCAGGUCUGCCAGGUGACAAAGGAAAUCCUGGUUUUCCAGGUCCCCCUGGUCCAAUAGGAAUCCCAGGACCCCCUGGAGGACCUGGAAGGGAUGGCGCACCUGGAUUAUCAGGUCCAAAAGGCGACAUGGGUCCAAUGGGACCUCCAGGACCAUCAGGGGGACCUGGCUCUCCAGGGAGGUCUGGCGUACAAGGAAAUAAAGGUGAACCAGGAGUUCCAGGUGCAGAUGGCCUUCCAGGUGCUUUUGGUCCUACCGGAGAUAAGGGAGAGAGAGGUUUCCCGGGACCCCCAGGAAUCCCUGGGCCAGUAAAUUUAAAUGAAAAAGGAAUCAAAGGAGAUGCUGGACAACAAGGUUUACCAGGCUCUCCCGGACCAAAAGGCAUUGAAGGUCUUCCUGGUGAGCCCGGAACACCUGGACUAGAUGGACGCCCUGGAAUUCCUGGACCUCCAGGGCUUAAGGGCGAACCUGGUAUCCCAGGGAGUCCUGGUGGUUCUGGACCUCCAGGUCUGAAAGGCAGCAUGGGAGAUAUGGGAGUUCCAGGACCGCCAGGGUUGAAAGGUACAUUAGGUUUUCCGGGUAGGCCAGGAUCCUCAGGUCAGCCAGGAAUCCCUGGCCCCUCGGGACAAAAAGGUGAACCAGGUUCUGCUGGCGUUGGACCACCAGGGUUACCAGGACCAAAGGGAGAUGCAGGUCAACCAGGAUUCCCAGGAAGUCCUGGAACCAAAGGAAAUCCCGGAGCACCUGGUCUUCCUGGUUUACCAGGCUUACCAGGGGAUAAAGGAGAUGUAGGCCUUGCAGGUUUCCAAGGUCCCCCUGGUAUGCCUGGUCCAAAGGGUCUUGAUGGUGGGCCUGGUGCCCCAGGUGUCCCAGGAGCUCCAGGUAGACAAGGAGAGCCUGGUCGAACAGGACUACCUGGACCAGUUGGAGAGAAGGGUCAGCCGGGAAGAGAUGGGAUCCCAGGACCAGCCGGAAUCAAAGGAGAGCCAGGAAUCUCUGGCUUUGGUGUUCCUGGUCCUCCUGGGGUUCAAGGUCUGCCAGGUGAGAAGGGAGACACAGGUCUUCCCGGUCCAGUUGGCAACCCAGGUUUUCCCGGCCCUAAAGGGGACGUCGGUUUUCAAGGUUUACCAGGUCCUCCAGGUGUCAAUGGCCCUCCAGGACCUCCGGGACAGUCAAUCCAGGGCCCUAAAGGGUUUCAAGGACCUCCCGGACCACCUGGAAGAGCAGGCCCCUCAGGUCCUCCAGGUUCACCUGGGCCAGAGGGUUCCCGCGGGCUCCCGGGAAGCGGUGGUGUUAAGGGAGAGAAGGGUUAUCCCGGAACUCCCGGUCAGCCUGGCCUUCCUGGUCAGAAGGGAGAUCUUGGUUUUCCAGGAGCGCCGGGCUCAGCUGGUGGUCCUGGUGGUCCUGGUAUGAAGGGAGACAUAGGAUUUCCAGGUGUUUCCGGCUUCCCAGGACAAAAGGGAGAGCCAGGACUGCCUGGUCCAAGUGGCCUUCCUGGAGAUCUUGGUGCAGACGGGAUCCCUGGCCCUCCUGGAGAUCCUGCUCCAAGUUCAGAAGUAAAUGUGAAAGGCGAGAGAGGGCCUCCUGGUCCACGGGGAAGCCCGGGUCCUCCAGGGUUACCAGGUCCUUCUGGACCCCCUGGACCCUUAGGUCCACCCGGUACACCAGGAGAUCCAGGUGCAUCUGGUCCUCCAGGCUUCAACGGCCCACCUGGCAGGAAAGGAGAAACUGGAUUUGUAGGACGGCCUGGUCAAAAGGGCAACCCUGGCCCACCUGGUUCAGAUGGUCCACAGGGUCCGCCUGGUAUUCCAGGGUCAGUGUCAGCAGCCCAUGGCUUCCUCGUUACCCGACACAGCCAGACUGAAGUAGCACCAGACUGUCCUCUGGGAACUAGCCCCAUCUACGACGGAUAUUCUCUGUUAUACGUGCAGGGCAACGAGAGGGCACACGGCCAGGACCUUGGCACAGCCGGCAGCUGUCUGCGCAGAUUCAGCCCCAUGCCUUUUAUGUUCUGCAACAUCAACAACGUCUGCAACUUUGCUGCCCGUAACGACUACUCCUACUGGCUGUCCACUCCGAAACCCAUGCCUAUGUCCAUGGAGGCUGUGACUGGGGAGAACAUCAAGCCUUACAUCAGCAGGUGUUCUGUGUGUGAAGCUCCAGCCAUGGUGAUUGCAGUCCACAGCCAGACCAUCCAGGUCCCCCUUUGCCCUGCAAACUGGAAUCUCCUGUGGAUUGGUUACUCCUUCAUGAUGCACACUAGUGCAGGCGCUGAGGGCUCCGGUCAGGCACUGGCCUCCCCCGGUUCCUGCCUGGAGGAGUUCCGCAGCACCCCCUUCAUAGAGUGCCACGGCAGAGGAUCAUGUAACUACUUCAGCAACUCCUACAGCUUCUGGCUGGCUACAGUGGAGCUUUCUGACAUGUUCAGGAAGCCCCAGUCAGAGACUUUAAAGGCGGGUAACCUGCAUACACGUGUCAGCCGCUGUGUGGUGUGCAUGAAGAGAACGUAAUAUCACGUGGCAGCGGACAGAGCCGCCACUGCCAGCAGGGACGCCCUAUCCACACCUAAACACAUCUGGAUAAACGACAGGGGUUCCAGUCAACCGUUGACAUGGCAACAAGAUGGAUUUCCAAUGACUUUCGAGAAUAAAGAAAAAAACAAUCUAAAAUUGAAACGAUGGUGCUACUGUGCGACACAGCUUACAAGAGUUAAAAACCGACAUGAAUAUUCUUACAUUUAGUCUUUGUUUUUCUUAAGAAGUACCUCAAAAUGAAAGCAGACAAAUAUCCGCUUGAUGGUGCCAUAAUGGAUGUAUGACAGCAAAAGUGCAUUUUUUCAGUCUUUUUUCCCUAUUUAAUGACUGUGUUUUUUUGUUUUGUUUUUUUCUUUCUUAGAAAAAUCACUGUUGAAGUCUUGGUGCAACAAAAAUAUGUUUCCCUACAUAUAUUUCUUUCUACUUUUAUAGCCUUACUAAUGAGGCGCAGAUGGUCUCCAACAGUUACCAAAUCAGCACUUUGACUUUGGAUUAUCCAGGAUGAGAGAUGCACUGAAGAGCUUUCCUUCACUGAGACCGACUGGCUUUUACCCCCCCAAAAAAAAACGACCUAUUUCCUCUCUGUCUGUCAUCAUUCUGUGGUUUCACAUCCCAUUUCAUGGAACUAACCCUGCUGUAUCCCACCUGUUAACCAUCAGCCUUCACCUUCUUGCUCUUCAUUUUAUUUUUGUAAGUAAUAAAAUGUGUAUAUUGUGUAAAACACCUUUUGUUUUGUUUUAAAGCAUAUUAGGGCUGAAGUUGUACCAGCUGUUUGUUGCGACUAUUUUUCCAGGUUGUUUUUAGCUCACACACUCACAAGCACACACACAUUUACUUUUAUUGCUCACUGAGAUAUUGUACAAAGUAAGGCUUUUUAUGAAUGGAACAGUAUUUUAUAUAUAAUAAAUUUAUAUUUGAAAAAAACAACAUACAGAUAUUGUAUUUUUGGGGGCUGUGGGGAAAUUUUAAACCUGCUUUAACCUCAGAAUGGCCAAAAGACAAAGAACAUUACUUAACCAACAGCCAUUUCUCACAAAAUAAACCUGUUGGUUAGAAUCCUUACCAAUCCCCAAUCAUUCUUAUCUUCUGGUUUCAGUUUGCAAGAUGAGUAAAUGCUGGUUCAAUUAAAUGGUGUUGUUUUUAGGUGGUGUAAUGUUACAAAUGAAUUGUGAAAAACCAUUUAAACUAGUUAAUUAGAAAAUGCUACAUGUUCUCUAACAUUUUCCAGGUGCUGGGCCUAUCUGUGAAAAGAGCUCCAUAGAUUUAGGUUCAACAAAAAUGUCUGAACCCACUUAACGUUGGCUUGAAUUUAAACCUUAAAACACAGGUUUAAGUGUCUGCAACAUUUAAAUGCGCCUCUCUUAUCAGGUGGAAGCACUCCUGAUGUAACUCGGCAGGAGAGAAAUAUUUUCCUGUGAUUUUAUUGUUAUUUGUUUUCAUAACUGCUUUUAUGAAUUCUAAUUUUGUCAACCUCGGGUUCGAUUAAAGAUGUGUAUUUGUUUUCUUUUCCGUUUUGUUAUUUUACUCAGAAGUUGUUAUAAACUUUUAAAACUGAAAUAAAUACUAUGGCUAAAGUCUU